AUCCAUUUCUCAACCCAAAUAAGACGCACAGAACUUGGUUACCUUCUUGCUCACCCAUCCUGUAAAAUCAACGGCUUCAUUGCCGCCCCUUCCAGCCUGGGCAUAUCACAUUUUCAUUCCAAUCCUUCCCCGUCCCUCUAUCUCUCCCCUACCCUCCGGAAGCAGCUGAAUCGAAGAAAUCAAACUAGUCUAACGCUGAGCUCGUCACUUCUCCUCCUCCGCCACGGACCACCGUCGCAGUUGAUGGCGUCUUCUCCAUCGCUUCUCCACUCCACGGUCUCUACAUUCCACGCCCAGAUCCCACUGAAUUCCUUCACCUUACAGGCCGGUAACACGAAAGUUUGGCAUCGCGGCUUAUCCGUGAAGGCUACCUCAGGGAUAGUGCGAGUGGAUAAAAGCGAAUCCGAAAAAAUUCAUCGGCUGAAGUCUGCAUAUCUCGAAAGAAUCGUUCCUUCGCUCAAAGAAGAGUUCGAAUAUAAGAACAUUCACGAGGUUCCAAAGGUUGAAAAGAUAGUGGUAAACUGUGGAAUUGGGGAUGCUGCUCAAAAUUCCAAGGGUCUGGAUGCUGCCAUGAAUGAACUGGCUUUAAUUACAGGGCAAAAGCCUGUUAAGACGAGGGCAAAGAAGGCUAUUGCAACUUUCAAAAUUCGAGAAGGCCAGCCUCUUGGAAUUGCUGUCACUCUUAGAGGAAAGAUAAUGUAUUCAUUUCUAGACCGACUCAUCAACUUAGGGCUUCCACGGACAAGGGAUUUCCAAGGUGUUAACCCAAGCAGCUUCGAUGGUAGAGGGAAUUACAGCAUCGGGUUUCAUGACCAGAGUGUCUUCCCAGACAUAACAUCUGAUGUACUUGGGAAACAGAGAGGAAUGGAUGUUUGCAUUACAACCACUGCCAAAACUGACAAAGAAGCUCAACGGCUGCUGGCUCUUAUGGGGAUGCCCUUCAGGGAAGAUGGUGGUGGCCAAGCCCCCGUGGUUAGAAAGAAGAAGCUCAGGUCUCACCACUUUGACUCAAAAUCAAAGCAGAAGGCAAGGAAAUGAGUGCGCUGUUGUAACAUGCCUCAAAGUCUUGUUUGUUGUAGGUCAAUGAAUUAUCACAUUGCUGUCGGUGUCUAAGCAGAUUUUGCUGCAGUUGCAUCUAAUUUCAGAGGGGAUAUAUUAGUUUGGGAGUAUUACUGGCAUGGGGUGGAUUUAUUUAGAAUCCUGAUUUAAAACCUAAAAAAGUGCGGUUCUUGAAUUUUAAGGAAAUAAAGACUAAAAUAAGACCCAUGACUUCU
Messenger RNA from Cuscuta europaea, 1274 nucleotides. NCBI's taxonomy places the organism in Eukaryota, Viridiplantae, Streptophyta, Magnoliopsida, Solanales, Convolvulaceae. The record is from the annotation of a GenBank genome assembly.